Molecule: messenger RNA, 1570 nt
Organism: Caenorhabditis angaria
Lineage: Eukaryota; Metazoa; Nematoda; Chromadorea; Rhabditida; Rhabditidae
Source: the annotation of a GenBank genome assembly
AUGUCACAUUGGUUCCAUCGAAAUCCUAUCAAACCCACCGAAUUCGCCAAAUUCGAACUGAAAGGUGUUCUAACAACAGAUACAACUUCGAAAAUUUGUGGAGAACUUCGUCUUCGCCGCGAUAAAUUAUUGAGUCAUUUCAAAAAUGCAGCAAACGAUUUAACUGAAGUUAACACGGAUUUUACCGAAUAUUUGAGAUUAUUCGCCGGGUUUUUAGUGGAAAUUCAACCUCCCGGUUCAAAUAAGUGAGUUUUUUUGUUUAUUAUUGGGAAAUCAAUAUAUCUGGAUUUUCAGAGAAGCCGGUGAGAAGAACAGCAAACUUAUACCAUUACAACGCUUCAAAUGGGGAAACUCAAUGCUCGUCUCAACUCCAACGUAAGUCCAUUUUAUUGAAAAUGAAAUUUCACGCUUGAUUUUUCACAAAACGAUAAAUCUGAAAUGAUUUGUUUCAAAAAAUGAUAUUCCAGCGAAGUUUCUGAUGCAUGGUUUGAAGCUCUUUCAAUGAUCCAAAAUAUGGCAAUCUGGUUAACAAAACACGCUGCUUGGGUUGCUGGAAAAGAUGAAGUUCGGGAUUCAGAAGCCAAAGAAUGUUUGCAAUGUUUAAGACAAGCUUCUGGAAUGUUUAGCUAUGUGAAAGACGAAUCUAGUGAGCUUUGAAAAUAGCUUAUUCAUAACAACAAGAAAAACCACGUAUUCUAGGUCGAUUAUCGGGUGCAAAUGACAAUGAAGGCUCAGAUUUCGAUCCAAAAGUUCAAGAAACUUAUAUUUUAACAGCAAUCGCUGAAGCUCAAGAAAUAAUAGUUGCACGAGCAAUUGAAAUGAAACACAAUGAUCUUCUUAUUUCUUCACUAUCUGCACAUACUUCAAGUAUAUUUUCCAAAGCGGAUCAAUGUCUUUCAAAUCUUCCUGAUGAAAUAUUCUCGCGAUGGAGAAAAUAUUUACAAUUAAAACAUCAUUUUUAUCUUGCUUAUGCUUAUGCAUUUUUGGGACAAUCUCAAUUAUCAGAAGAUAAAUGUGGUGAUGCUGUCAGGUAAAUUUUUCAUUUGAAAAUCAAUUUUUCCUUGAAUUGUAAAAUUAUUUUCAGAUCUUGUAAAACUGGAAUGUCUGAAUAUUCGAUAGCAAAAGAAAUGGCAGCCAUGUAUGCAGUUGCACCUGGACCAGGAAGUCGGAUAAAACCAGAACAACAUUUAUUUUUCCGAAAAAUUGAACCACUUCUUAAUCGACAUUUGGAAAAAGCAGAAAGAGAAAAUGGAUUUAUUUAUCAUCAAAAGGUAUUUUUUCAAAGAAAUUUAUUCAAAAAUUCAGCUAAUUUUUGCAGGUUCCCGACGAAGUUGCAACUCUCGAUUCUGAAAUCACAUAUGGUAUUGCAAAACCAGAAGAAUUCAAAUAUCCAAGACCAGCUGAAAUCUGGAAUACUGCAGUUUAUGCCGCUUUUGAUAUUUCGAAAGCCACAAUGCCAGAUUUUUCAAAAAUGAAGAAGAGCUCGAAAAAAUUGGAUUCGGUGCAAGAGGAAAAGAUUUAUCAAACGGAAAAAGAUCCGAAUAAUUCAAGUGGUUGUGUUAUUGCAUGA